This is a messenger RNA of Brettanomyces nanus, 1500 nucleotides long. RefSeq lists its product as uncharacterized. The transcript has a single exon. NCBI's taxonomy places the organism in Eukaryota, Fungi, Ascomycota, Pichiomycetes, Pichiales, Pichiaceae. The record is from RefSeq and is a predicted model, not a curated record. Gene Ontology annotation, molecular function: oxidoreductase activity, acting on the aldehyde or oxo group of donors, NAD or NADP as acceptor. Bases 1 to 1500 code for a protein of 499 amino acids.
AUGUCGCUUUAUAAAGAUCUAACGUUACCAAACGGUGUUAGAUAUUCGCAGCCAAUUGGCCUUUUCAUUGAUAAUCAAUGGGUUGCAUCGAGUUCUGGAAAGACCUUCGAGACUGUAAACCCUUCAACAGAGGAACCGAUAGUGAGCGUCUAUGAAGCAGAUGAACAUGAUGUUGAUAAGGCAGUUUCCGCUGCUAAAGAGGCUAUGAAGACCUGGCGAGAUGUUCCCGGUGAAGAAAAGGCUCAGAAAAUGAUCAAGCUAUCCUUUCUUGUCAGAGAGAACUUGAAGUUAUUGGCUAGUGUUGAGGCCGCUGAUUCCGGAAAGCCAUAUGAAACUAAUUCCAAAGGAGAUAUCGAAAGUGUUGCCAAUUAUCUUGUUUAUUGUGCCGGUUUUGCUGACAAACUACACGGUAAGAUGAUUCCAAUUGCCAAGGAUAGAUACGCAAUUACUAAAAGAUAUCCAUUGGUUGUGGGUCAAAUUAUUCCAUGGAAUUAUCCAUUAUCCAUGGCAAGCUGGAAAUUUUGUCCUGCUUUAGCCUGUGGUUGUACUAUAGUGAUAAAGUCCAGUGAAUUGACACCAUUGUCGUUGCUUGUGUUUGCUGAUUUAGUGAAAAAAGCUGGCUUUCCUAGCGGAGUGUUCAAUGUAGUCAGUGGCUUCGGUGCUUCUGCUGGAAACAGGAUUGCUGAGCAUCCAGAUUUGGAUAAGGUUGCAUUCACAGGUUCCACCGCUACAGGACAAAAAGUAAUGAAAAGUGCUACUUCUAAUUUGAAGCAUGUGUCUUUAGAGUGCGGUGGUAAAUCACCAUUACUUGUCUUUGAUGAUGCGGAUUUAGAACAAGCUGCAAAAUGGGCAUCAUUUGGUAUGAUGUACAAUUCUGGCCAAAACUGUACUGCAAAUUCCCGUAUUCUAGUCCAGGAUACAGUAUACGACAAAUUUAUUGAUUUGUUCAAGGUGGAAAUAACAAAGAGUUGGAUCGUUGGUAACGUAUUCGAUGAAAAGGCUACGUUGGGGCCAGUUAUAUCCAAGGGUCAGUACGAUAAAAUCAAACGUUACAUCACGAAGGGUAAGGAAGAAGGAGCAAAAAUGAUCCUCGGAGAGGAGAGAGAACAAUUAAAUAGCUUGCCUGAUAAAGGUUACUUCAUUCCUCCUACCGUCUUUAUUGACUGUAAACAGGAUAUGACUAUAGUCCAGGAGGAGAUCUUUGGUCCAGUAGUAGCCAUCUCCAAGUUCUCUACAGAUCACGAGGCAGUAGAGAAGGCCAACGACUCCAUUUACGGCUUGGCGGCCAUGGUCUUUUCGCAGAACUUCCAAAGAGUUCAAACUAUAGCAGACCAGCUCGAAGCAGGAUCUAUUUAUUUGAAUUCAUCCAAUGAUGAAGAUAUCAGGGUACCAUUCGGAGGCUUCAAGAUGAGUGGUAUUGGCAAGGAACUCGGUGAAGAUGCCAUUGAUUUGUACACGGAAACCAAGAGUUUCUACAUGAAUGUUGGACAUAGAAUAUGA